Molecule: messenger RNA, 2233 nt
Organism: Spinacia oleracea (spinach)
Lineage: Eukaryota; Viridiplantae; Streptophyta; Magnoliopsida; Caryophyllales; Amaranthaceae
Product: histone-lysine N-methyltransferase ASHR3
Exons: 11
Coding region: 216-1778 (520 amino acids)
Cellular component (GO): nucleus
Molecular function (GO): protein binding; histone methyltransferase activity
Source: RefSeq, a predicted model, not a curated record
CGAUCGUACUGAAAUGGUAGGGGAGUGGCCAUAAUGGUAUAAGACCAUCUAUUUUAGGAAUCAAAACUAAAAACCGCGUAAAUAAUCAAAAUUUCCUAUCUUUGUUACAAAUUAAUUUUCACUCUUCCCGCCCAUUUUUGCUCACACCAAAACUUUAAGCCUUAACCUCAUUUUCUCUCUCCUCUGACACUGAACAGUAUAAUCAGCUGCUUACCAUGCCGGAUUUGGGAGCGCCAUUGCUCAAUUCCGAAUCCCUAACCCUAAAUUUCUGUCCUAAUUCGAUCAAAUCAUUCUCUGAUUCAUUCACAUCCUCUGAUUCUCUGUAUCCUUGCCCAAUUAAAACCCUAGAUUACAUGGAUGAGUUCGAUUUCCGGCCUGAGAUCCCCAUUAAUGGUGACUUCGCUGAAGUUUCUGGUUCCAGAAGAGGGUUGUUGAAAAUUAGGGUUACUAGGAUGGGUUCUGGUGCCGUUGAUGGUCAUAAUAAGAAGGUUGAUGGUGCUAAGUGUUUGGAUGAUUAUGUUAAUGAUUGGAAGGCCAGGAAAAUUGAUUUAGGGUUUCCUGAAAAUCGCUGUUUUCUUCCGUUUCUUGAGGGUUCUGCUAGUUUGGUCGAGUGUCGUGCUUGUUCAAGCUACAUUUACCCUGGGGAUGAGGUCUCUUGCUCUGUCCGAGGGUGUAAGGGAAUUUACCAUUUGAAGUGUGCAAAGGAUAACUUUCGAUGUUCGGUCACGAAAAAGUUCAAGUGCCCUCAACAUGCAUGCUUUAUAUGUAAACAGAAAUUUUUUUGGCGUUGUGUGAGGUGCGAAGUUGCGUCUCAUGAUAAAUGUGCAGCUUGGCCUGAUAAAGUGAUUCAUCUGAGUGAGCGUCCGGGAUGGACUGUUUGCUGGAGGCAUCCAAAAGACUGGCGGAAGGAGCAUGGAGAAGCAACUAAUAACUUUGAGGAUGUAUUCUCUCGAUUGCCUUUGCCAUACAUUGAAGAGGAAUUCAGUAUAGAAUCAACACUGAAAGAUGUUCCAAAUGAUAAGUUGGAGCCACCUCCAUAUGUGCACAUUAGGCGCAAUGUAUAUCUUGUCAAGAAAAAGCGAAAUGAUUCUAGUAUGGACAUCGGAUGCACAAGUUGCCGCACGACAACAUGCUCCGAGGACUGUGUUUGCAGAGUUCAAAGCAUUAGUUGUUCAAAGGCUUGUCACUGCUCAGAAGCAUGCACAAACAAACCAUUUCGCAAGGAGAAGAAGAUCAAAAUUGUCAAGACUGAACUUUGUGGAUGGGGAGUAGAGGCUGCUGAAUCCAUAAACAAGGGCGAUUUUAUCAUUGAAUAUGUCGGGGAAGUUAUAGAUGAUGUGGUAUGUACACAAAGGCUUUGGGAUAUGAAAAACAAAGAGGUGCAAAAUUUUUACAUGUGUGAAAUCCGUAAAGACUUCACAAUUGACGCAACUUUCAAGGGAAAUGCAUCUCGUUUCCUGAAUCAUAGUUGUGAUCCAAACUGCAAAUUGGAGAAAUGGCAAGUAGAAGGGGAUAUACGUGUGGGUGUCUUUGCUUCUCGAUCCAUAAAAAUUGGAGAACCACUGACCUAUGACUACAGGUUUGUGUUAUUUGGACCUGAGGUUAAAUGUCAUUGUGGUGCUGCUAAUUGUCAAGGAUAUCUAGGUGCCAAGAAAAAAAGCAACUUAGAUAUUCUCGAUUCUAAUAGAUUAAAAAGAAGGAUGCAUGUAGCAAGCCUUUCCUGGGGUUCAAAGCAGAAAAGAGCAUCAAAAUUUCACCCAGCAAGAAUGCAGAAGUGACACAGCUAGACACUCCAAAUGAAUAAAGUUGUAUAUUAUGUUCUUACCAUCCGACACCCGUGAAUAGAAGAGAAACUACACAAGGCAAUUCAAACAAUCCUCAUUGUUGUAUUUUAUGUAACCAUGGCAGCUGUUACAUUGGGUAAGAGACACAAGCAAAAAUCAUGCACUAAACUCUGGUAUUAAAAAUCUGUGUAUUCUUCCUGUUCUUCGUAGUAGAGUCGUGUAUCAUUCAUUAAUUUCAUAUAGGCAUCGGAUUUUUCUCGAUUAUAUGUUCUUUUAAGCUUUUACAUGUAUCUAAAACUGUUGUUUUGAUUCGUACUAGAACAGUGUAUUUUGAUUCAUUGAGAUUAGUGUAGCUUACACAGUCGAGCAUUAUUGUUAAGAGACAGUGGAUAAAGUUAGAGAGUAAUUGAGUUAUUACUCAUAAACAUGAGAUGGAAUUUUUUCAUGAA